Durusdinium trenchii is the source of this 1296-nucleotide messenger RNA. Lineage: Eukaryota; Dinophyceae; Suessiales; Symbiodiniaceae. The record is from the annotation of a GenBank genome assembly.
CAUUUACUAGCUGCAUCCUUUCUUAAUGUGGCCUGCCAUGGGUGCUGCAAUCUCCGCUCAAAUCAACCAAUAUUUCAAAUUGGACCUAGGGUCGACUGGACUUGGAAUUGGGGCUAUUGUCAUUUGUCUUUUUUAUGCCCUGAUGUUUCAUCCAGAGCAAUUUGCUUUUGCGCUGUGCAUGGUAGCUCUGGCAACAGCUCUUGCUUUACUGUUGUGGCACGCGUGGGACCAUCCAGAAUCUGUGGCACCUCUCCAGGAGUGCCUUUUGCCAUCCCAGUUCGACCAAAGCAGAGCCCAAGUAGAUGCAAAGCUUGACGAAGGCAUUUACAGAUUCUCCACGUCCAAGUGGGCCAAGUGCUUCAUGUACAUGCAGGACAACAAAGACGGCAACGUACGAGGAUGGGACCAGGAAGAUCCGGGGCCACAAGGGUGGUUCAGACUCAGGCAUGUGGUGGAUGCCACCGGAAAGAAAACAGCAUAUUGGUUCAUUGAGCCGCUGGCAUUCCAGAACUGGAGCGUCUACAUGCAGGACAACGGUGAUGGCAAUGUGCGUGGAUGGAAUGGUGAUCCUGGCCCUCAAGGACACUGGAAGAUUGAGACGCACCAAAUGAAGGAGAAAUCAUAUCGUUUUUCCACCAAGAAAUGGCCAACGCACUACAUGUACAUGCAGGACAAUUCUGACGGAAAUGUGCGUGGGUGGGAGGAAGACCCAGGUGAUCAGGGCUGGUGGACAGUGAGCAAGAGCUUGUUCUCCAAGACGAACCUAUUUCAGCCAAAAACCAACCUGACCUACCGGAUGACGACUGCCAAAUGGAGAAACUGCUACAUGUACAUGCAGGACAACGGAGACGGCAAUGUCCGUGGGUGGAACAAGGAGGACCCUGGUCCACAGGGGCACUUCAAAUUUAUCAGACGUGCCAAAGACCUCUGGCUGAUUCACCCUGUGAAAUGGCCGACAUGGUAUGUUUACAUGCAGGACAACAAGGAUGGCAACGUGCGUGGGUGGGAAGGUGACCCUGGCCCGCAAGGCCAUUGGAGAAUCGAAGCUCACAUGUUUGAGAAGGACGUAUUCCGCUUGAUGCCUUCCAGCUGGCCAAAUGAUGUGAUGUACAUGCAGAACAAUUCAGACGGCAAUGUUAGGUCUUGGAAAUCAGAUGCUGGUCCCCAGGGCUGGUGGUACAUAAAGCCAAUAUAGACCAGGCACCAUGAUCCGCUGGCCAUGCUGUGACUGAGCAAUGUCUGUAGUGCUUUUGGGUAGUAUAUGUAUAUGUAUGUAUAUUGAGCUUGAGUUGGGAA